Molecule: messenger RNA, 885 nt
Organism: Jaminaea rosea
Lineage: Eukaryota; Fungi; Basidiomycota; Exobasidiomycetes; Microstromatales
Product: DUF292-domain-containing protein
Exons: 2
Coding region: 1-885 (294 amino acids)
Biological process (GO): protein transport
Source: RefSeq, a predicted model, not a curated record
AUGCCCGCCUGGAAUCCAACCCGUACAAAGAUACAACUCAAGCUCGCCAUUGAGCGGACAAAGAUGCUGCAGGAGAAGAAGGAGGCCAUAGCAAAGAAGGAACGAAAGGAGAUUUCAGCUCUCAUCGCGAGAGGCAAGGAGGAGACGGCUAGGAUCAAGACGGAGGGAAUCAUUGCAGAGGACAUCCACAUCGAGCUCCUAGAGAUCCUCGAGCUCUACUCCGAGACUCUGCUAGCCCGCUUCGCCCUCCUCGACCUCCCAGGACGCGAGCCAGACCCGCAGAUCAGCGAACCCAUCGCAGCCUUGAUUCAUAGCGCUCCCCGCGUCGAGCUUCGAGAGCUACACAUCCUCAGAGAGAUGCUGCUAUCCAGGUACAGUCGCGAGUUUGGUCAAGACGCGAUAGAGAAUAACAAGGGGGUGGCGGGCGCGAGGGUGACCAGCAGGCUCAAGGUCUCGACGCCUAGCCCGGAGUUGGUGGAUCUGUAUAUCAGUGAGAUCUGUAAGGCGUACGACGUCAAGUUCGAGUCGCCUCACCUCAAGGCGGGCGAGAGUGACAAGGAGGAGCAGGAUGCGGUAGAGGAGGCUACAUCCUCAGCGGCGGCGGCGGCCGCAGCCAACGGCGAGACAGCAUCAGCGACGUCAGCAAAUGGUGGGUUACCACCACCGGCAGCUGAGCCUACCCUCGACCCGAAAGCAGGCCCCGCUACACGCUCCGAUGCAUUGACGUCGAAAGCAGUGGGGAAUACCGUGCCAAAGGAGGCCGCAGAUAGCAGUAUGGCGAACAAAACGUUAGGUACAAAGAAGGAGGUACCGUCGGGGGCAAGUAAGGAGCAGAAGGACUACGACGAUCUCGAGGCACGAUUUGCUGCAUUGAAAAAGAGGUAA